AUGGCACCUAUCUGGAGAGUAGCCAUGGGCUGCGAUGAAGCCGGCGUCAGCUACAAAAACGCCAUCAAGCGCGACUUCGAGGCGGACAGCCGCGUGAGCGAGGUCAUCGACGUGGGCUCGGGCGAGCCCAGUGACAAGACGGCGUACCCGACGCGGGCGGCGGCCGCGGCGCGGCUGGUGGCUGAGGGCAAGGCGGACCGGGCGCUGCUCGUGUGCGGCACCGGCCUGGGCGUGGCCAUCACGGCCAACAAGAUCAAGGGCAUCCGCGCCGUCACCGCCCACGAUAGCUUCAGCGUCGAGCGCAGCGUGCUGAGCAACAACGCGCAGGUGCUGUGCAUGGGUGAGCGCGUCGUCGGCCUCGAGCUGGCGCGGCGCCUCGCGGGCGAGUGGCUGGGCUACGAGUUCGACCCCAACAGCGCGAGCGCCAAGAAAGUGGCCGAGAUUGACCAGCUUGAGGGUUGA
This is a messenger RNA of Cordyceps fumosorosea ARSEF 2679, 462 nucleotides long. RefSeq names its product Ribose 5-phosphate isomerase. Gene Ontology annotation, biological process: carbohydrate metabolic process. Gene Ontology annotation, molecular function: isomerase activity. NCBI's taxonomy places the organism in Eukaryota, Fungi, Ascomycota, Sordariomycetes, Hypocreales, Cordycipitaceae. The coding region runs from base 1 to 462 and encodes 153 amino acids. The record is from RefSeq and is a predicted model, not a curated record. The transcript is spliced from 2 exons. Gene Ontology annotation, cellular component: intracellular anatomical structure.